This is a messenger RNA of Coturnix japonica (Japanese quail), 2181 nucleotides long. RefSeq names its product NFKB inhibitor epsilon (gene NFKBIE). Gene Ontology annotation, molecular function: NF-kappaB binding. Gene Ontology annotation, cellular component: cytosol. The record is from RefSeq and is a predicted model, not a curated record. Gene Ontology annotation, biological process: cellular response to tumor necrosis factor. NCBI's taxonomy places the organism in Eukaryota, Metazoa, Chordata, Aves, Galliformes, Phasianidae.
UCAGUGCGGGCGGGUGGAGGAGGAGGAGCCGACGAGCGGCGUCGGAGUCGGCGGUCGCUCGCUGGCUUUCCGGCCAUGAGCCCCCCGGAGCCACGGCUGGGGCCGGAACCGGGACGGGCUGGCGGCGGGUUCUGAGAGCGGCGGGAUGGCGCGGCCGGCGGGCGGCGAGUGCUGGGAAGGCGAGGACGGGCAGUGCGAUUCCGGCAUCGAGUCCCUGCGCUCGCUGCCGGGCGGGCGGGAUAACCCGGCUCCCGCAGACACCCCGACCCUCACCGAGCCGCCGACCCCCGCCGGGGGAACUCCGACCGCCGCAGGAGAGAACCGGACCCCCUGCGAGCCGCCGACCCCCUCCGAGGAGCGCCUGGACUCCAGCUACAGCUCCGGCGCCCUCCCCGAAGCGCUGCCGACCGCCGAACCGCCACCGCCGCCCGACGGCUCGAACCGGCGGCAGCUGGAGGCACUCACCUACGUCUCCGAGGACGGUGACACGUUGGUGCACCUUGCAAUUAUUCACUGUGUCCCAGAUGUGGCACUCUGCUGCAUCGCUCAGCUUCCCAGAGAGCUGCUGGAGAUCCAGAAUGACCUUUUCCAGACCCCACUGCACCUGGCAGUCUAUCUGGAGCAGCCCAGCGUAGUCCAGGCACUAAUCCACAAAGGAGUCAACCCUGGGCUGCAGGAUCGCAAUGGCAACACCCCACUGCACCUGGCCUGUGAGCAGCAGCGCCUGCGCUGUGCCCGGCAGCUGCUGCAGGGCACGGCUGAACCCCCUGGGCACUCCCAGGACCUGCAGCUCCAGAACUGGCAAGGCCUGGCCUGUCUGCACAUCAGCACCUUGAAGGGGAACAUCCAGAUGAUGUCCCUGCUGCUGCAGAGUGGUGCCAACAUUGAUGUUCAGGAGGGCACAAGUGGGAAGACCCCACUGCACAUGGCAGUGGAGUGCCACAACCGGAGUGCUGUCCAGUUCCUGCUGCACAAUGGGGCCUACGUGGAUGCCCAGAUGUACAACGGCUGCACCCCGCUCCACCUGGCUGUGGGUCGCAAGGACGCUGCCAUCGCCGCCAUCCUCUCACACUCCGGGGCAGACACCCUACUGAGGAACAUGGAAAACGAGACAGCCCAGGACCUGGCUGAUGGCAAUGAUGAUGUGAGUGAGCUCCUCGCCUUGCUGCCCUUUGACGACCUGAAGAUCUCGGGGAAGCCCGUCAUGUGCUCUGAGUGAGCGGUGGACACAAGGCCCACAGGCGGCCUCCUCGCCCCAUGCUGCCCCCCUGAUGCCUGCAAUGGGUGUGGAGCCAUGUGUUAUGCCUGCCCGGAGAAGAGUUUUGUGGGCCUUGGGCUGCCUUUCUGGACAGAAGGAGGUGGCACUACGAGCACUACACAGGGGUGGCUGUGCCCAGAUUUGUGCCUGGUGGGGUCUGUGCUACAGAUCAGCAGGACUGAAUUCCCUUCCCUACCAAGGGCCUGAACUGCAGGGGCUGUGGGCUGUCGCUGACUGGGGAUGGAGCAGGAGAGGACUGUUCAUCACACUGCACAGGGACAGAGUAUCCUUUGGCACCCCAGCCCUCAUCAGAGCAAGUGUGUGUGAGCAGCUAGCGCUCACUGUAAUAAACCUUUGUUCUGGCUGCAGGUGCUCCAGCUCUCGUGUCACCCAACCUCCUCCACUCCCACACAGUGUCAGGUUGAUUAGAAACCAUAGGGUCUUCCCUGGGUUCUGCAGGCUGAAGUGAUGGCCGGACGGGUCGUCUCCACAUCCUUUAGUUCCUCACCUCCCAUCCCUGCCUCUCACCUGUGCUGUGGGAACAGACACCCAGCCCAGCCAGGGGAAUUCCCUGCUUGCCUCCAUGGAGCAGCUGCUGUUGUGCGGGGCAAGCCCUGGAUGGCGCAAUCACCCUCGAUGCUGCAGAGCUGCUCGCAGCUUUCUUUCUCCCUUCUUGCAAAGGCUGAUGUGAGGGAACACUGCCAGGAACGCAGCACUUGCUCCUCUGGUCUCUUGAGCUGCCAUUGAGGAGCUGUGUUAGCAGCACCUGCCAAGGCCGGCUGCCCUGUGGCUGUGGGAUGCAGCUUCUCACAGUGCUGUGGUGGUGCCAGGCAUGAAGGAGAAGGAGCCGGAGGGGAAAGGCAGAAGCAAGUGAUCUACAGUUUGAUGAUUAUUAUUUUUUAAUAAUAAAACAAGUGCUUGGG